UCUUAAACACCUCCCACUCACCCCCCAUUCGAACUGAAAGGGAUAAGAAAGAAGGGAGAGCCUCACACUCAAAAGGGAAAGAGAUAAGGGAGCUGGUCGCAGGGUUAAUCUCCAGUUCGUGGAGCUCACUGUUUGGUUCGUAUCUUGAGAAAUACUCAUUCAAAAGGGGUGUGUGAGGUGUCCACUGAAAGAUCUCAAGAAGAGGGAUUUAUAGACGUGCGGUUUGAAGGAAACGUAGCAGUUUAAGGCCUCCAAAUCGUUCGAACAAAACACAACCUCGCAGAAUACGUUUUUGUAUUCAAAGUUAGGGAACGAAUUCGCCGGAAAGACACCCGUUCUAGGGGCUGUUUCCGUAUCGACAUUUAGGGGUUGAGCUAGCACCUUGAGGAGGUUGUUUAACACUCAUAUUUAAGCAAGGAAUCAGUUCUUAAUCCACCUUGACCAAAGCUUUGACCGUUGGAUCAAGAAGGAAGAGUUUAAAGCUCAAUUAAGGUUGAGGCUCGAGCUUGCUACCUGUGCCCGUUGCUCGGGUGAUCCUUUGGAGAGAAGACGUGGUUCGUGCCUUCUCCAUUCUGUUUUGAACAAUAUUAAGCAUGCUCAUGGAUAUUUUACUAAAGAGCCUGCGUGCUCAUGAAUAGCCCUGUGUGGCCCUUUUGUUUUAAACAAUGUUUUCCGCUGCGUUAUGAAUUACUUAUUAUGUUUGUUUAUGGAUGUUAUGUGUGUGAAUGAUAUUCAAGACGCCUUGUAUAAUAUGAAUGUGUUGGACUGCGGUUGACUAUCCGUAUUGUACGGCGGGUUGUUGACGUGUCCGGGGAGGUCCGGGGCGUGACAUUUACUACCUCUUACUACUUCCUUUGGUUUGAGUGUCCGUCAGUUAGAUGUCAAAAAUGCUUUUGUUACAUGGCUAUCUCACUGAAGAAGUCUAUAUGCGUCAGCCACAAGAUUUUGUUCAUCCCUCUUUUGCACAUCAUAUUUGUCGGCUACGUAAGGCAUUGUAUGGUCUUAAACAAGCUCCGAGAGCUUGGUUUCACGGGUUUAGUGGUUUCUUACUCAGUCAUGGUUUUACACAGAGUAAGUCUGACUCCUCUAUGUUUGUGUAUCGUCAUAAUUCUUGCUCUAUUUAUAUUCUUUUAUAUGUUGAUGAUAUACUUAUUACAGGAAAUUCCUCAUCCACAGUCUCUUCAUUUAUCUCUACUCUGUCUCACACUUUUGCUAUGAAAGACUUGGGUGAGAUUCAUUAUUUUCUGGGUAUUCAGACGCUUCACACUUCUAAGGGGAUGUUUUUGUCACAACAAAAAUACAUCUCCGAUCUCUUGCGUCAUUUUCAUCUUCAUACUGUUAAACUUGUCUGUGCCCCUCUUCCGUCUCGUACCACUCUCUCCCUGACUGAUGGAGAACUUUUGGCCGAUGGUACUGAAUACUGCAGCAUGGUAGGUGCCUUACAAUAUCUGACCAUUACUAGACCGAACAUUACUUAUGCUGUACAUUUAGUUUCCCAGUUUAUGCAUGCUCCGCGUAAUACUCACCUAUUUGCUGUGAAGCGUAUCUACAGAUAUUUACAGGGUACUAUUUCUGACGGUCUGUGGUUGAGGAAAGGGGGUGAUACGUCUCUUAUUGUUGCAUACUCAGAUGCAGACUGGGCAGGAUGCCCCGAUAGCUGCGGCUCUACUACAGGUUAUGCUAUUUUUUUGGGAGAUAAUCUGAUUUCCUGGCGGUCAAAGAAACAACCCACUGUCUCUAAAUCUUCUACGGAGGCUGAGUACAGGGCUGUUGCUUAUACCGUUCAGGAUACACUAUUUAUUCGAUCUCUUCUUACCGAUAUGGGCUUCUUCUUACCCAAACCAGUUCAGCUCUAUUGUGAUAACGUCUCAGCAUCGUAUUUAGCAGUGAAUCCGAUACAGCAUGAUCGAAGCAAACACAUUAAAAUUGAUUAUUAUUUUGUCAGGGAACAGGUAGCUCAUGGUGAUCUUAUUGUAAAAUAUAUUCCUACACAGUUUCAGUUAGCUGAUAUAUUUACGAAAAACUUGUCUAGUCAGCGUUUUGAAUUUUUGAAAUCCAAUUUGCGCGUCAUGUCUUCCGCACAGAUUGAGGGAGUGUAAUAGCCAAGUGUAUUCUAGGAUAUUCUUGUACUUUCCAUAUUAUCUUUAUAUUAUAAAUAUACCAUGAG
Cuscuta epithymum is the source of this 2167-nucleotide messenger RNA. The record is from the annotation of a GenBank genome assembly. NCBI's taxonomy places the organism in Eukaryota, Viridiplantae, Streptophyta, Magnoliopsida, Solanales, Convolvulaceae.